Messenger RNA from Stylonychia lemnae, 2172 nucleotides. The record is from the annotation of a GenBank genome assembly. Lineage: Eukaryota; Ciliophora; Spirotrichea; Sporadotrichida; Oxytrichidae.
AUGUCUGAUGCUUUACUCUAGAUGAUUGUGGGUUAAAACAUUAACAUGGCAGAUAAGAGCCAACUCAAAAGAAAGGGAAAACAUCGGAGGGUAUGUACUGAGGGGAGUAUAAGGCAUCCUAGUAACUUGAAGCAAACGCCAGUCCCCACUAUGAAUCAGAAUAUUUAAGCUUCUGAUGCUACAGCAGAAGACAUUCAUAAACAGAGAGUAGUAUAAUUAAAAGCGAAGAGAUUGAAACUCAAGCGAGAAAUGAGGAAACUUCACGUCAAUAUGACUAAAAGUUAGGCUUUAUUAGAUUAAUAGGCUUAGCCUAAGAGUAUAAUAAAGUUUAUCAAGCCGUCAAAUAUGGAUUUUAAUGGAUUUAAAGCAAAUGGACUUGGAAGUGAUGGAAAGGGCAUACUUGAAGCACUAAGUUUCAUUAAGAAGAAAACUGAAAAAAAAUCAAGAGCUUUAAAUAUCAAUGAUAGAUUGAAUUUACUAGAUGAAAAGUAAUAACUCUUACAAUCCAAUUUUACCAUGGAAUCUCACCCACAGCUUUAAGCAUAUCAUGACUUGCCAAAUACAUAUGUAUAAAUUUAGGAUUAGUCUAAUGCUAACAUGAGAAGUAUUUCAGUUUAAAAAGGUAUUCAUAGAAAUAUUCAGUCCACUUCAAAUCUGAUAAACUUACAUCAUUCAACUCAUUCUUACUAUAAGAAGAGAACCAAAUAACCACAUCUGCUUCCAAUUAUUACCAAAAUGCUCCCGAAUACUUUUGAAAAGAGUGAGAACUAGAAAGUAGAUAUUCAAAUAAAUUAAGCUACUUAAAGUCUAUUCAUGAAUACAAAGCAAAAUGUUAUGAGUCAAUCUCCCUUUUUGUAAGCUGAAUAAGAGGAAUAAAUAGAUCACAAAAAAUCUAGAGCAUAAAUUAAUAUAAAUUUCGAGCAGGGUUUAGAUGUGUCCUUGACAUAGCAUAAUAACAGCUAGCAAAUAUCAGAUAGACUGCUGGAGUAUCGCUAUAACAUUAAUCCUAGCAUCCAGCAUAUAAAUAAAUUAGGACUGCAUUAAACUAUAGAUGCUAGAACAAUUGAUCCAUUAUAGAAGCUACAAUGGGCAGAGAAUAUGAUCUUCCACAAAUAAAGUAAAUCAAAGUCUAAUUCUAAAAAUCUACUUCCUCAACACAAUAGGUCUUCUGGUAAGAGUGCAACAGAAUCUAAGAUUGGAAACGGCAUUAAUAAUAUGUGCCUAGAAGAUGUAUAAAGUGUAGACACUUUAAAAAACAACGAUUAAAAAUCUAGUACUAGUUACAGUAAAACUUCUAAGCUUAAUGUAGGGUUUCAAAAUUUCCAAAUGAUGCGAGAUAUUCUACCAAUGAAAUUAAGUUUUUUACCUUAAUAAAUCAGCAAAAACUCAGCGAUUAUGCAAUAAAACGAGAUUAAACUUUAAAAAAACAGGAGGACACUCUUGCAGUAAUUCGUUAACAGUAGUGAUUUGAAGGAAGAUUCACUGCAGCUAAGCAAGUCCUACUACUUCCCUAAGCAGAACAAUUAGAGUCAAUUCAAUUUAAAGGAAGUCAAUAACAAGACUAGUACGGUGGUGAAUGAUAGUUCCCUUUCUUUGCAUUUAUCCAACCUAGGAUCACCUGAAGCUAAUAUCAAGUAUUUUGAUUUUAAGCCUAGGACUAUUCAAGUAGUAAAUAAUUAGUAAAGGUCUCCCGAACUUAAGACUGCAGAUAAUUUUAAAAUCAACAAGAUUAUCAAGUCUACAUUUUAGCCGCUAGGUCAUUAAAAUAUAGACCAAUCGCCUGAGGCUCAUAAACGCACAUUCACGAACAUUCCUAAGUCCUAGCAAACUUCUAAUAGAUAUAAGCAGCAGUCUGUGAAAUCAAUCUAGUACCCUAAGUAUCAGCAUCGAAAUGUGAAUUUACAAAGUCAAGCUACCUAAAAACUUAUAUCCCAAAUAAGUCACCCAUCAAGCAAGCCAGCGAGAUCAGAUGGAAAGAUUAGAAAGAGUGCAGAUCUUAAGUUGUAUCAGCUACUCCAGAAACCUAAAUCAAGUCAGAAAAAGCAGUAACAGUCAAUAAUUUAGAUACCUACUGUUUAAAGCAACGAAGAUAAUGAGAUUGAGAAAUCCAUUAACUACAGCAGUAUUGAGCCCUCUGAUUUGGAAUUGGAUGAUCAAAAGUAAGACAAAUGA